ACCCUUUGUGAUCCUCAUUUACUUUCCACACUUCUCUUGCUCCCUUUCAUGUCUGUUGAUUCUCUCAGGUCCCACCUUGCGUCUUGAGGGAUGAUGGGUUAUGGUCUUGUGAGCAAGUGGGUGAUGGUGACCUUUUACCCAAAUCAUUCUCAUGGAUACCUCCCUUCCCUCUCUCACUUGGAACAUUUCUUUCAAUACUUCAGGGAGACAUAUUACAACAAAUCCCCAUUAUGGAGCUCUUUUCAUCAUGCUUCUCAUGGACCUAGUGGCAGUAGCUGGGAAUGUGGCUGUUAUGGGGGUCAUCAUGAAGACUCCAUCCCUCAGGAAGUUUGUUCUGGUCUUCCACUUAUGUGUGGUGGAUCUCUUGGCUGCACUAACACUUAUGCCCUUGGCAAUGUUGUCAGGAAGUGGAGGUACUUCCCUGUAUGAAGGCCAGGGACUUGGUCAGAUGGCCUGCCGUGCCUACCUCUUCCUGACUGUUUGUCUGACCAGCACAGGCAUUUUGUCAAUUUCAGCCAUCAAUAUUGAGAGAUACUAUUAUGUGGUUCAUCCCAUGAGGUAUCAAGUCAAAAUGACUAUGGGACUAGUUAGUUGGGUACUGGCUGGAGUAUGGAUUAAGGCAUUGGUGACAUCCCUAAUCCCAGUACUAGGAUGGAAUCCUACUGUUCCUGGACAUUGCAGUCUCCAGGGAGGUGGCAACAGUGUCUUCCGUGCAGGAUUUCUUCUCUUUUACUCCUCCUUUUACUUCUUAUUGCCUUUGACUAUCAUAAUUGUUGUCUACUGCAGCAUGUUCAAGGUGGCACGUGUGGCUGCCCUCCAUCAAGGGCCUCUUCCAACAUGGAUGGACACAUCACUUCAGCACAGACGCUCAGAAUCUCUCAGCAGUCGGUCCACCAUGGUGACAGGGUCGGGAGUUACACGUGGAAGCCCCCAGCAGCGGGUGUAUGCUGGUGGUUCAGGAAGUGGUGGGAAAGCUGCAGCUGUAUUAGCUGCAGUAGGGGGUCAAUUCCUAUUGUGUUGGCUACCUUAUUUUGGCUUCCAUCUAUAUGCUGCACUGCGUUCUCCUCCUCCACUACCUGGCUCACGCUUGGAAUGGGCAGUAACAUGGAUGGGAUUUCUUUGCUUUGCUUCUAAUCCAAUUUUUUAUGGCUGCCUAAAUCGUCAAAUCCGUGAAGAGCUGGGACGGUGGGUUGGUUGCUUUUUUAAGAGGAGUGGAUCAGGGGAGGAUGAGCUUCGGCUACCUAGCAGAGAAGGGUCCAUUGAAGAAAAUUUCCUUCAGUUUUUGCAGGGAACAGGUUGCCCACCAGACACACGUGCAGCAGUUCACAUUCCCCCUAAAGGGGAACAUCCUACUGUAGACUUCCGGAUUCCUGGGCAGAUUGCAGAGGAAACGUCAGAAUUCUUAGAACAACCAUGGGAUUUGACAGCAGUGGGCAAAGACUAUAAUAAUACUUGCCCAUCUUCAAAAACAUGACAUUCAGUAUUUUGUGCCCUGCUCUUGACAAUCUACUUAACAUAAGUGUGAUAUAAUGCAGAACUCUUCACUUUAUAAGCAUUUUACAUGACUGCAUAAUCUAGAAUCAUUUUCUAUUUUCAAUUUAGCGGGAAUUGAAUGCUCUCCUCAGGAGUCAUAUUACAGUGAGUUCUCAUCUUCUUAAAGUAGCUACCAGCUGAAAAAGGUGUGAGGGACUCGCACUCUCCCUAGAUUCUCUGUCACACUAAUAGAAUACCUGCUUUUGACUUUCUAUGAACUAGACACAUUUUUAAGACAUAUUCAUAUGAAUGAUACAAUGAUAAAAAGGACCUUAAAGCAUAGUAAUUACCAUUGAAUUUAUUUUACAAAAUCAGCAAUUCAAUAUCACAUACAAUC
Nanorana parkeri is the source of this 1870-nucleotide messenger RNA. RefSeq names its product G protein-coupled receptor 61 (gene GPR61). Bases 152 to 1474 code for a protein of 440 amino acids. The record is from RefSeq and is a predicted model, not a curated record. The transcript has a single exon. Gene Ontology annotation, biological process: G protein-coupled receptor signaling pathway. Gene Ontology annotation, cellular component: endosome; plasma membrane; signaling receptor complex. Gene Ontology annotation, molecular function: G protein-coupled receptor activity. NCBI's taxonomy places the organism in Eukaryota, Metazoa, Chordata, Amphibia, Anura, Dicroglossidae.